CUCUCAGAAGGAUGGUGAAACUGGGGAAUAAUUUCGCUGAGAAAGGCACAAAACAGCCGCUGUUGGAGGAUGGCUUCGACACCAUCCCCCUGAUGACACCCUUGGAUGUCAAUCAGCUGCAGUUCCCUCCUCCAGAUAAGGUACGUUUAAAAACUAAAACAGAGUAUGAGCCUGAUCGCAAGAAAGGGAAAUUCCGUACUCCCAAAAUAGCUGAAUUCACAAUCAGCAUCACAGAAGGCGUUUCGGAGCGAUUUAAGGUGACAGUUCUGGUCCUGUUUGCCUUGGCAUUCCUGACCUGUGUUGUUUUUCUGGUGGUCUACAAGGUUUACAAGUAUGAUCAUACUUGUCCGGAAGGAUUUGUUUUUAAGAACAAUCAAUGCAUUCCGGCAGGAUUAGAGAACUACUACUCGGAACAAGACUCCAAUGCCCGGGGGAAAUUUUACACAGUCAUAAACCACUACAACUUGGCCAAGCAAAGCAUCACUCGCUCAGUAUCUCCAUGGAUGUCAGUGCUGUCAGAGGAGAAACUGUCAGAACAGGAGACGGAAGCUGCAGAGAAAUCAGCUUAGUGGCAUAGGCCCAUUAUUUACAAUAUGUCAUUUGAAGGUAACAAAGGGACUUUAAGGAACAUUUCAUCAAAUAUAAUUAUGGAUAAUUUAGAGGUUACUCAUUUAUGGUGCAACUGCUUCUGUUUGCUGAUACUGCUUUGCAAAUAAAACUUGCUGCAGAACAUUCAUGGGCAUACAACCAAGUGCAUAUCAGCAUUGCUUAAAGAGCUCUGAUGCCAUUCCCCCCAUUAAGAAAUCUUCAGUUAGCUGACCCAGAUCAGGCCUGGGAUUGAUUGGAUGUUGUUAGAAAAACAAUGUACACUGGAUUUUCCAGGGUUUGAGACUUCAGAUAAAUCAUGCAUUUUACUUGUCUGAAUGAUACCUAUAGUUUUAAUCACCUUGCUGUUUUGCAAACUGAACACCACAGCCAUAACUAGAGUGAUCUCUCGUUUAGCUCAGAGUGAGCUGUGCUUAAAAAGUCUUUCCAGCUCAGAUUCAAUGAUAGCAAUGCUGACACCCAGGUUAUCCAGUAGUAAUGCCUGAUUUAGAGACCUAAGGGGGAAGAAACUCAUCAGGUGGCAUUUAUCAAAUUUCCUCCCUGGCUACUGAUUGUAAGUGAUGAGGAGGUUCUUUGCAACAAGGCAUGUUCAUUGAGGUUUUCUUACCACUAUCAACAGAACAUCACUGCAUUUCCUUGGUGGUUUUGGCACCUUAGCAAAGAGGUGAACUGAAACCCACAUGUGAUUGCUAGUAAAAAGCAUGAAUACAUUUCAUUAUGAGUGUACUUGGAUGAGUGUAAAUGCAUUUGGGAGGUGAAGGAUGUUCUGUUUAGAAGUAGCCGCCUGGGGGUAGCCCUCCUGGACAGUGAGGAAACCCCCACCCCUUUUUUUUGUAGAUAGUCCACUCUGUAAUUUAUCUGAUAGGAAAAGAAGUCUUCAUUCGCACUCGUUCAUUUUUAUAUCCCAUCAGAAAUGGGUCUGCACUGAUCUUACUGUUUGCAAGUUAAUUAGGAAACACUACAGGGGUUGGGAGAGGGUUGGGGAGGGAGAUAAAAAUGUGGUGGCUGUUUUAAUCUAAGCUUUCUGAAUUUCAAAAACUGAGAGACCAGGUAUGAUAACCCCCAAGAUAUAAGGCACAGGUUACUGAGAACAUGGAGACUAGUGUCGUACCUGCAGGUUCAAUUAGGAAAUUUCAUUUCACAAUCUGUAUAAGGAAAUCAUAUUUCAAUUUUAUUCUGAACAUCAAAUAUAUGUUUACAAAAUUGCCAGUUAGACAAAAUAAGUGUGUAAAACAAUUAAAUAUAAAAAGAUAUUCACAAUUUUUUUCCUCCAUGUUAUUUUGAAUGUGCUGUCUCUAGUG
Dromiciops gliroides (monito del monte) is the source of this 1907-nucleotide messenger RNA. RefSeq names its product neuronal vesicle trafficking associated 1 (gene NSG1). Gene Ontology annotation, cellular component: membrane; endosome. Gene Ontology annotation, biological process: clathrin coat assembly; endosomal transport; G protein-coupled dopamine receptor signaling pathway. The record is from RefSeq and is a predicted model, not a curated record. NCBI's taxonomy places the organism in Eukaryota, Metazoa, Chordata, Mammalia, Microbiotheria, Microbiotheriidae. Gene Ontology annotation, molecular function: clathrin light chain binding.